Salvelinus namaycush (lake trout) is the source of this 5971-nucleotide messenger RNA. RefSeq names its product serine/threonine-protein kinase PAK 4-like. Bases 310 to 2301 code for a protein of 663 amino acids. The record is from RefSeq and is a predicted model, not a curated record. Gene Ontology annotation, cellular component: cytoplasm. Gene Ontology annotation, biological process: regulation of MAPK cascade; protein phosphorylation; intracellular signal transduction. NCBI's taxonomy places the organism in Eukaryota, Metazoa, Chordata, Actinopteri, Salmoniformes, Salmonidae. The transcript is spliced from 10 exons. Gene Ontology annotation, molecular function: ATP binding; protein serine/threonine kinase activity.
UGAAACCAUCGGAAUGCGACAAUUGAUCUUCUAAGAGAUUUACAGUUCUGUUUCGGAUUAAGUUAUUUAUAACUCGUUCUGUCAUAAAUGUGCCUUUGGGUAAAUACGGCGUGUGCACUAACCGCAGCUCUUUAUCGAUUUGAAACGCUGCGGAAAUAACUUCUUGAUCUCACUUUGGGGAGUCUUCUCACAGAGCGAGGCUGCCUGGAUAAUUUGUUCCUCGUUUGUUCUCAUGCGUGACUGUGAAAUGAUAUCAAUUGGAUUGUAUCGCGUUGGAUAGACGUUCUGGUCUGAUGCCCGGCUGCCGCCAUGUUCACCAAGAAGAAGAAGCCCCGCGUCCAGAUUUCGGCACCUUCCAACUUCGAGCACCGCGUGCACACAGACUUUGACGAGCAGGAACAGAAGUUUGUGGGGCUGCCACGGCAAUGGCAGUCACUGAUCGAGGACACGGCCAAGAGGCCCAAGCCCUUCAUCGACGUCACCGUCAUCACCACGGUGGAGCCCCGCAAGACCAUAGUGCGGGGUAGUAAGAUCGCUGUGGACGGCUCGCUGACAUGGCUGCUGGAUGAGUUUGACACCAUGUCGGUGACCCGCUCCAACUCCCUGAGGCGGGGCAGCCCCCCUAUCCAGCCCCGCAGAGACUCUGGAUCCUCGGGGGGAGGAGGCCAUGAGAACGGGGACCUGGCCCACCGGACACACCACCACCCAGAUCACUAUGGAGACAGAGAUAGGGAGCGGCCCAGGACGGACCAGUUAGCUGGUGGAGACCCCCGGCAGACCCAACGGGUACCCCGCUCUCAGAGAGAGGACGGCCGGCCACAGCAGCAGCCCCGGGGCCAGGAGCCAGGCAGCAGGCACCGAGAGAGGGAGCGGCCCUGCCCACCCCCUCCCCCGCCAAAGCCCAGAGACAUGGACCCACGGGACCACCACGACCAGGUAGUCCGCAGGGAUGGGCCCAGCGACAAGGGGCCCAGCGACAAGAGGCCCAAGUCCAGCUACACAGGCAGGGACAGCAGCCCCCAAUCGCCCCGGGAUAAGAGGCCUCUCUCGGGGCCCAACAUCCGUAUGCCUAACCUCCCUGUAACAGAGGGGGUGAUAAAGACAGCACAGCAGAGCAGCAGGCCGUUCAACACCUACCCUCGUGCUGACAGUGAAGGAGGAAGAAGCCCCACCAGCCAGGAGCUGAAGCCAGCCCGACCACACGAAACACCGUGCCACAACGGUCCCUCUAGUGGCCGCAGCGGGGGCAAAGCCCCACAGCAGGGCCAGCUACGAGGGGACCCCCACCACACCUCCCACCCUGUCCUGGGCCCUGAGCCCCCCCACGGCUACCAGCAGCUGAAGGCUCCCGUUCCCCGCCCCCCGGCCCCUGCCCUACCACCACAGCAGGCCCUCUCAACCCAGAGGGAGCCCCAGCGGGUGUCCCAUGAGCAGUUCCGCGCCGCGCUGCAGAUGGUGGUGGACCCGGGUGACCCGCGCACCUACCUGGACCACUACAUCAAGAUCGGAGAGGGCUCCACCGGCAUUGUGUGCAUUGCCACCGUCAAGAGCACCGGCAAACUGGUGGCUGUUAAGAAGAUGGACCUGCGCAAGCAGCAGCGCCGGGAGCUGCUAUUCAAUGAGGUGGUGAUAAUGCGGGACUAUCACCAUGACAACGUGGUGGAGAUGUACAACAGCUACCUGGUGGGAGAUGAACUCUGGGUCGUCAUGGAAUUCCUGGAGGGAGGGGCUUUGACUGACAUCGUCACACACACCAGGAUGAAUGAGGAGCAGAUAGCCACAGUGUGCCUGUCUGUGCUGAAGGCUCUGUCAGUUCUGCACACCCAGGGCGUCAUCCACAGGGACAUCAAGAGUGACUCCAUCCUUCUCACCCACGAUGGCAGAGUGAAGCUGUCAGACUUUGGCUUCUGCGCCCAGGUGUCUAAAGAGGUCCAGCGGCGCAAGUCCCUGGUAGGCACACCCUACUGGAUGGCCCCAGAGCUCAUCUCACGACUACCCUAUGGGCCUGAGGUGGACAUCUGGUCCUUGGGGGUGAUGGUGAUUGAGAUGGUGGACGGAGAACCCCCCUAUUUCAAUGAGCCCCCCCUCAAAGCUAUGAAGAUGAUCCGUGACAACCUACCACCCAAACUCAAGAACUUACACAAGGUUUCUCCUCUCCUCAAGGGCUUCCUGGACAAAUUGCUGGUGCGAGACCCUACCCAGAGGGCCUCAGCCAAUGAGCUGCUCAAGCACCCCUUCCUGAGCAAGGCUGGCCCGCCCUCCUGCAUCGUGCCUCUCAUGAGGCAGAACCGCAUGAGAUGAGUGAGCAGAGGCCUCUUCCCCACUAAGUGGUAGUAAUCACAUUGACCCUGAACCCCAAGCUCACACCUCGGACUCGCACUGAUCUGGAGCAGGGGGGGGGGUGGGGCAGCGGAGAAGCACUGCCCAGUUCGUAUUAGCAUUUUUGUUGGUCAAGCAUUGUUUUAACGCACCUUUUGAAAUGAAAAGGAACUCUGUCUGUCCCUUUUUUCCUGUGGAGGAAAAACAUUUGGACACUACAAGGAUUUAUAGCUUGAGUGGUUUGGUGCAGAAUGAGGCUUGGAAAGUGUUGUGGGAUCAUUAGACCCUAAGCUACCUGCUGGGGAGACUCACAAAAAGAACUGUUAGCAUCCUAGCUGAAUGGUCUGAAAAGCAUUCUUCCACACUACAGGACUUCCUCACUACAUGGCCCAGUCUCAACUCUAUUGCAAUAGCCAGGACAUCAUAAACUACUACUGAAGGAGGACCAUGCUUUUCUCUUACCACACGAUGAGUACAAGUCUGAAAAACACUUGGUCCCUGUUACAAACACUAAGAAAAGGUAAACACUGGAGUUGUGUUUUUUAGAUAUGUUUUCUUUAUAUUUCUUGUGUAAGUAUGAUGAACAUAUCUGCUUUGUUUUCUCUGUUUUGUGAUUUUUGUUUAGGUUACAGUGAGAUGAUUUAAAGCACUACUCCGAUAGAAGCUGCACUCCUGGUUGAUUCCAAUAUCGUCUAGUUCUUUAAAUCAUUUUUUUAUUACAAGAUGAAUCGUUUCGUUUUUUUAAUUUACCUGUGUUUACUAGAAUAUCAUGGUGAAGUGAACAUCAAGGCAGGUUUAGCUGUUAUUUUUACUUUAGGGAUUUAGCUGUGUAGAUUGUGCUCUCUGUAACCCUUCGAUCCGCUGCUGUAGACCUUAACUGUUAGUCUAUAGUAGUGACUACUAGGUCAAUGUAAGGACAACCCUUAUGAAGCACCCCUUCCACCAUACACGUGUGUGUGUGUAUAUACAGGAAUUCUCCAGAUCGGUUAAAUAUAUUUUUAUUUUUUUCCUAAAGAUGCAUUUCUUUAUUGCUUGACCUGGCUGACCUGGACAAUGGGUCUGGACUAUAUGAAUGUAGUGCUGAGCCACAAACAAGCUCUGCAUUUAAAGAUGGAAUCUGCAGUAGGGUGAAACGGCGCCACUGACCGCCCCCACCACUGUUGUCAUUUGUUUUUGUUGCCGAGCUAAGGAGCGUCGCGCAGCAUUAAAAAAGAUAUAUACAAAAAAAUAGCAGUACAUAUUGUGCUCUUCUAUCGUGCGUGAAAAGAUGUCCGAGUGGGAAAAAAACAGUUUGCAGUUACUUUGUUGAAGGUAAUAUCGCAAACGGACGUGGCUGUUUCACCAUUAAGGAUUCCAGAUUUAAGGGCUUAUUACAUCAAGAAACGGACACACAAGGUGAAAAUCCAUGUUUAGCUUAAUGAAGUGUGCAACAGAUGCUAGAACUGAACUAUUGUGUCCGCAAUGUAGCAACGGCAGAAAACACAGAUGCAAACACAAGUAGUAAACACUCACCGCAAUUACCCACACACACACACACACACACACACACACACACACACACACACACACACACACACACACACACACACACUUCAUGCAGGGCCCAACAAAAGUCUGUGAUGCGAGUGGAAUCACGAAUUCAGACCUUAAAACGGAAUUCAACAAUAUUCAAAAAUAGGAAAUCAACUAAAUGUAUUAGAAAAUGUAUUUUGCCAAGAUUAUCAUAAGACAUAAAAUUGCAUUAGUGAUUUGUAUUUUCCUUAAACUCCCUGAAGCAAAGGCAUGGGAAUUCCCCUGUCUGUGUGCAAGGUUGUCUGCCACUUUGUGUAGCCGUUAGCAAUGAUGCUAAUGAUAACCGUCUUCUGGUAGGUGGAGAUACUUAAAAAAAUUUUUUGGGACAAACUGCAUUCACAUGUUUCCCACAGAAACACAGAUAACCAAACAAGUCUCUUGGCUGGUGCACGCUUGAAUUAAAGGGUAUCUACACCCAAAAAUAGAAAUGUCUUAGAUUUUCCCCAGACCUCAAAAGUGCUCACCUGGUGUGUUUUAAGCAUUGUUGUGAACUUAGAACAUUAAAUGUUGUUUUUCUAUUUAAAAAGUGUGAUCCUGGAAAAACAAAACAGAUAUUAUAGGGCCCUAUUCAUUGUUACUCCCCAUUUUUUUUUUUCUCUCUGAGCUUCCCCCUCCAAUUCUAGAGUAGCAAGACCAAGUCGCACAUGUACCAUAGAGAGCAUCCAAAGACCACGAGGCCUUAGUGCACAGCAAAGAGUAGCCAAUGUGUCUGUUCUGAGUUUCAGUGGGGAAAUCAGAACAACUGUCCAUAAGUAGACACUAACACUACAUUGUGAAGUAUUGUAUUUAGAUACAGAAUUGAAGUGUCAUAGCAGAGGUUAGUGUACUGUUUUAACAUUCUGUCUCAAAUGUACUUGCUUGUAGCAAAUUGGAGUAUUUAAUAUAGAUUUAACUAAUUGUUUUACAUGAUUUUAUUAAUCUCUCACUUAAUCCAUUUCAGUACUUUUUACUGCUGCUCAAAAGGUAGUCUGGUUGAAUUUAAAUGUGAGACAAUAUUCCAUAUUUCCAAAAGACAAGUGGAAGUCUGUUAAAAGUGACACGAUGGUUGGCAUGCCUGAAUAAUAUGUGAUCUGUCUGUUCCCUGUGUAAAAAAGAAUGUUCUUCCAGUUUAGUUUAGCAAAACUGAGUGAAAAGAUGGGCUGAAAGAAUGACAAUCAAAGUUAGUAGGAGUAAAUAACUGUCUGCUUUUGCAACAAUAUUCUAAACUGAUCGCUUUUCAUUGCUCACAAAGUUUUGUAACUAUAAUUGUGUAGCAUUUUGACAACAAACUCAUUUUCUAAAGAAAUCCUAUUUUGAUACUCAUUAAAUCCAUAUUUAUGUAUGUAUAUUUCUAACUUAACUAAUAAGUACCAUGAAGUGAUGGCACACACUUGGCAUUUUGUGUUUUUGAUUAAAUACUGUAUAACGAUGAAUGCAAAAAAAUCUAUAGACUUAUCAUUCCUCAAACUACAGGAUUGAAGCAUCCCAUUAACCCCCACAUGUUACAUAGGACUUCAAUCGCCAUUGGUUUCACUCACUUCUACCACAGUUUUCAGUGGCUGGUAUGAAACCAAUCACGUAUAUUUCUCAGUUGGUAUUUGACAUUCCUGUAGCUUCUACUUAAAUGAAUGGCUGUCAAGGUUAGAAUGGCUUAACAUGGUUUUAUCGUUUUUUGUGUGUGUUAAUGCCUUAACGUUCAGAAGAGUAACAUGAUUUAAUAUGAUUCCCUUUCUUUACAAUUACUGUUAAUUGCAAAUAUACAUUAUGAUAUUACUCAUCUCCAGGAGUCUAGUGCCUCAGCGUAAACUUAUCGUUGUUCUCGCUGGUUUGUGUUUGUUGAGGAUGCUCAAAUUCCAAUUAGGAGCUGUGACGACUACUGACUGGCCUACUUGGUAAUAUAUUUAUGUGUGAAUUUCUCCAACUUGUCUGUAUGAUCAUUUUUCACACUUGUACGCUAAAUCAUUUAUGCAUCAGUAUUGUCAAGUUUGUCAUAGUUGACCAUUUUUCUGAAGAGUCCAAACCCCCCUGGAUUUUUGAAUUUCCACUGGUUAUUAAAAAAAUAAACAUUGCAGAUUUUCGAUAUUUUUUGCAAAUACAGUUU